AUGCGCGUGGUGGAGGAGGACCUGUUACCGUCGACGCCGGGGAAGGUGAAGGUGGAGCGGCCGGGGACGAUGAGCCGGCACCUCCACCGCUGCUUCGCGUCCACGGGCACCAUGUUCCUGUGGGCGCUCUUCCUCGUCGCCAUGACGGCCACCUACCUCAGCGUCCACUCCUUCGUCGACACCUCGUCCCGCUACUUCACCGCGUCCUGGGGCGGCCUGCACUGGGAGCGCCAGAUCCGGUCGUCGGCGUCGCCGCGGCGGCCGCCGGGGUCCGCCGAGGGCGCCGGCCUGUCCGUGCUGGUGACCGGCGCCGCCGGGUUCGUGGGCACGCACUGCGCGCUGGCGCUCCGCCGCCGCGGCGACGGCGUCGUCGGCAUCGACAACUUCAACUCCUACUACGACCCGUCGCUCAAGAAGGCCCGCCGCGCGCUGCUGGGCUCCCACGGCGUGUUCGUCGUGGAGGGCGACGUCAACGACGGCCGCCUCCUGGCGAAGCUCUUCGACGUCGUGCCAUUCACCCACGUGCUCCACCUCGCCGCGCAGGCGGGCGUGCGCUACGCCAUGGAGAACCCGGCGUCGUACGUGCACUCCAACGUCGCGGGGCUCGUCUCCCUCCUCGAGGCAUGCAAGGACGCCGACCCGCAGCCGGCCGUCGUCUGGGCGUCGUCGUCCUCCGUCUACGGCCUCAACGACCGCGUCCCCUUCUCGGAGGCGCACCGCACCGACCGGCCGGCGUCGCUCUACGCCGCCACCAAGAAGGCCGGCGAGGAGAUCACCCACACGUACAACCACAUCUACGGGCUCUCCGUCACGGGGCUCCGCUUCUUCACCGUGUACGGUCCGUGGGGACGACCCGACAUGGCCUACUUCUCCUUCACCCGGAACAUCCUCCAGGGGAAGCCCAUCACGGUGUACCGGGGCAGGGACCACGUCGACCUCGCCAGGGACUUCACCUACAUCGACGACAUCGUGCGGGGGUGCCUGGCGUCUCUGGACACGGCGGGGAGGAGCACCGGCACUGGCGGCAAGAAGCGGGGGCCGGCGCCGUACAGGAUUUUCAACCUCGGGAACACGUCGCCGGUGACGGUGCCCACGCUGGUGGCCAUCCUGGAGAGAUACCUGCGGGUGAAGGCGAAGAAGAACGUCAUCGAGAUGCCCGGCAAUGGCGACGUGCCGUACACGCACGCCAACAUCAGCCUGGCCAGGGAGCAGCUCGGGUACAAGCCGACGACGAGCCUGGAGAUGGGGCUGAAGAAGUUCGUCAGGUGGUAUCUCUCCUACUACGGCUACAACCGGGGAACGCAUACCUUCAGGAACUCAUGACUGGUAAAUUGUAUGACUGUGGGUCUUCCACUCUCUGAUCGAAGACUGACAUUUUUUUGGUUUUGGGGAAGAAUUCUGUAGUUGGUCAGCAAGAGAGCAGGGAAUGGCGAUGGAGCGAUGAAAUGGAGGGGCGAUUCUCUUCAUUCUGUAUUUUCUUCUGUAAAUUGUACCACUUAU
Messenger RNA from Setaria italica (foxtail millet), 1500 nucleotides. RefSeq names its product UDP-glucuronate 4-epimerase 1. Lineage: Eukaryota; Viridiplantae; Streptophyta; Magnoliopsida; Poales; Poaceae. The coding region runs from base 1 to 1323 and encodes 440 amino acids. The transcript has a single exon. The record is from RefSeq and is a predicted model, not a curated record.